AUGAACAGCUCCGUUGAUAUAGUGGAGGACGCAGAUGUGGAGCCAGAUGAGCCGGACGAGUUGGAUGAGGUGCUUCGCAGACUCGGGACUGCACGACUUGGCAAGCUGGCUCAGAGGGGCGUCGUCCUGACGUGGACCUUCGUAACUGCCUGCCUGUGUCUCGCGCUUUUGUCGCCCUUUCUGGCCUUCGCCUACCUUCUCCUCGCGCCCCCUGCUUUGACCUGGGUGAUAGUCCAGAGCCCCACCAGCGACAAGUGGAGCUCAUCAUACGUAGCAGCUUGCCUUUGUACCUGGUGUUGUGGUUCCAUCGCAUUCCCUUGGGUCAUAACCUUUUAUGCAGGCCCCCAGGGCUCUGUGUCAAUCCGGGUCCUCCUGCUUGCCCUCUUUCUGACGGAGCUUGUCUUAGCGGCAGCUCUGCUGAAGAUGUUCCAGAUCAAUCGCAUGUCCUUGCUUCCCACCUGCCAACUUGAUGUUGUGCAGUGGAGCCUUUGGUCCGUGUUAUCGUUAAAGCUGGUUGGUGUUGGGCUUGAUUGGUACUCCUUCUCGGAACUCGUGCUGCGGUUUCCCGGCCUCCAGCUCCCACCCACCGUGCGAGCGAUGGUGAAGCAGCUCUUUCGCAUGCCCCUCGAUUGGCUUUCGAGCUGGAUGGGCUUCGCCAGCGGGCUGGAGCUGCUGCUGGGCGGGCUUCUAGUCAUAGCCUUCUUGCUUCUUGCCGCACUUCCACUUUAUGCGUCUCUGAAAUUCUUGAAGCAUGCGCCUGAAAAGAGGGUGUGGCUUAAGAAUAAGUUCAGGAUCAAUGUUGACUGGCUAGUACAGAAGGUUGAUCACACUUCAGACGGUCUUGACAUCAUUGAUUCUGUGUGCAGCCCCUCACUGCUGCCGUUCCUGGGCUGCCUCUUGAGAUUCAUCGUCUGCAGAGAAGACGCGAACACAGGCUUUCAAACACUGGCGGCGGAUCCCAGCACCCUGUGCUGGACGGGCUGGCAUGCUGCACUGGGCUAUGCAUCAAGCGCCCUCAUCGCGUCCUAUCUUCCCGCUGUGUUUGCUCUAGGAUUGAUCCACCGUGUAGAAAUUAGCGGACAGUUCGGAAAUCAUACAGUUCAGGCAAAGGUCACUUCAGCACCCGCUUUUAAAUUUGUCGAGAUGCCACUGAAAGCCUUUGCUGUUGGACUGAUGGCAGUGCUUCCAGAGUCGCAAGACUGGGAGGUUGGGGCCGUCAUCAAGAUGUUUGGCCUUCUCGUUGUUUCCGUCGGCCUCGCGCUGGCCGCUAGAUACAUUGGCCCUUCUAACUAUCUGGCCCUCAAUCGCAUACAAGAGCUUGCAAGCUGGUCCAUGUGCAUAAACACAGGAUUUGCACUUCUUGCCACCUUGGCUUCCGUUGGAGAAUCCGUGUGGCUGCCUUUGUCUUGGUGCUUCUGUCAGAUAAUGCUCUGGAGAUGUUUCUACGGGCCCAUUGCGGACCAAGGCGAGCCUGGCUUUCUGCAGCAAGCUGCCAUGCAGCUUAGGCUUCGGCGCUGUUUCCGCGCAUUCUUUUGUCUUUCUUCCCUCACUCUGGUUGUGCUGGCCACUCGCUGGCCGGAAAUCCUGGCCUACAACAUAAGCACUUACCAUGAAGAACUCUUCCACUACAGCCAUGAUGCUUCCUUGCUGAUGAGCGCCUGUACACUCACAGUGCGUCCUUGCAGUGCAGACCCACUGUGUCAGCACGCCGGGUUCGGUAUGAUCCGUAGGUGGGGAUCACUACAAGCUCCGCUCCUAGACGCCUCGGACAUCAUGCAUGGCCAGUUAAAAAGAGUGUGGGUUAAGUCCACGUCCUACAACGCAUGCGACAUCGCCUUGUGGCCUCGAGCAUCCGACACAUUGCGGGUCACAACCACUGGCCUGAGCCUGAUUCGUGUCGAUGCGGCUCUCGAAGCCUUGCAUGUCAAACAUCUUAAGGAUGACAUGGACGAAGCCUGUACUGGGCUGCAUGCAGCAGUGAAUGUGUCCGGUGCGCAGCAUUUCACCUUUCAGUCCGCUUGCUCCAGCACUCUCUGGGCGGUACUUGAUCUUAGCUAUCAGCCGCUGGCGAUCAGCAUUGAGGCCAAUGGCGGACACUUGGACGUCCGCCUUCAGGGAAGUUUGGCAUCGGACACGGCAGAGUGCCUCCGUCCAAACCUCACAUGCCUAGAGGGAGCUAGCCAGAUCAACCAUGCUUGCAACGCCCUCUUCCUCAAUGCGACGCUCCAUCAGGGCACCCGGCUAACUGUUGCAGAAUAUCAACACCCUUUACAAGUCGCAGGGGUGUUUCACAAUAGCACUCUGGAGAUGCUGGCAGCAGCAGAGUGGGACCACUUUAUCGUCUUUCGAAAUUGGCCACAGGAGCAAACUGUCUUUCUACAGCCAGCUGCCGCCACGACACUCGUGCAUCUUCCUUGGGAGCCACUUCAGGUUUUGAAGCCAUGGUGGCUGGCGGUGAUGUCUGCGGGGCUGUUCCCGUUGCCACCCGCAUCAGUUGAGCUGCAGUACGAAGGGUGUAGCUCCAUGGGUGAGGUUGCACCUCUCGUCCUUGCAGAGUCACAGAGUCAAGCUCGGCUGGCGCUCAUCCCAACUCCCGGUCGGCCAUGGCAACGAGCACAUCUGGCCAGUGAAGGGGCAGCCCAUUACUUGGACAUGGAUGUCUUGAGCAGUGUGUGGGCACCCCUGUGCGUGGCACUGUGCUCCUUGAUUGCAGCAUGCGGCGGUGUAGCUGCUUGGUUUGGUGUGCUGCUCCUCAUGCGCCAGCUGUGCUACAGGUGCCCAUCCACAGCAUCCACCGUGAAGGGCAGCAUUUUCUCACCUGCUGGAGCGUGGCGCACUCUCAAAGAGCUACCAUGCUUUUGGAGCGGCCUUUCCGCGCUGCUCGCCUGGACGGCGUCAGGUGCAGAAAGCCCCAUCUCCGAAAUGAUGGCAAUGCCGGGCGUUUUGAUCAGAUCCACUCAGCAAGCCCGGCAUGAAUCUUGGAGCGCAAGAGAGGAGCUUGAUGCGGGAGUUGGUGAUCCAUCUCCAGCCAUCCGCUGGAUGGAGUUCCACCUCAUGUGCACUGGACAAGAUGAUUAUCGGGUGAUUCGGCUGAGCAAGCUUCUCAGCGAUGCACUUUGGCAAGUGAGACAGGCUGCUGCUGAAGCACUGGGGCAGCUGGGCCCAUCAGCUGCGCCGGCUGUGGAGCAGCUAGGUGAGGCUCUCAGAGAUGCAGAUGCGGACGUGAGACAGGCUGCUGCUCGUUCACUGGGGCAGCUGGGCCCAUCAGCUGCGCCGGCUGUGGAGCAGCUGGGUAAGGCUCUCAGCGAUACACGUGUGAAGGUGAGACAGGCUGCUGCUGAAGCACUGGGGCAGCUGGGCCCAUCAGCUGCGCCGGCUGUGGAGCAGCUGGGUGAGGCUCUCAUCGUGAGACAGGCUGCUGCUCGUUCACUGGGUCAGCUGGGCCCAUCAGUGGAGCAGCUAGGUGAGGCUCUCAGAGAUGCAGAUGUGUACGUGAGACAGGCUGCUGCUCGUUCACUGGGGCAGCUGGGCCCAUCAGCUGCGCCGGCUGUGGAGCAGCUGGGUGAGGCUCUCAGAGAUGCAGAUGAGGACGUGAGACAGGCUGCUGCUCGUUCACUGGGGCAGCUGGGCCCUUCAGCUGCGCCGGCUGUGGAGCAGCUGGGUGAGGCUCUCAGCGAUGCACUUUGGCAAGUGAGACAGGCUGCUGCUGAAGCACUGGGGCAGCUGGGCCCAUCAGCUGCGCCGGCUGUGGAGCAGCUAGGUGAGGUUUCUCUCAGAGAUGCAGAUGCGGACGUGAGACAGGCUGCUGCUCGUUCACUGGGGCAGCUGGGCCCAUCAGCUGCGCCGGCUGUGGAGCAGCUGGGUAAGGCUCUCAGCGAUACACGUGUGCAGGUGAGACGGGCUGCUGCUGAAGCACUGGGGCAGCUGGGCCCAUCAGCUGCGCCGGCUGUGGAGCAGCUGGGUGAGGCUCUCAUCGAUGCAGAUGCGGACGUGAGACAGGCUGCUGCUCGUUCACUGGGUCAGCUGGGCCCAUCAGUGGAGCAGCUAGGUGAGGCUCUCAGAGAUGCAGAUGUGUACGUGAGACAGGCUGCUGCUCGUUCACUGGGGCAGCUGGGCCCAUCAGCUGCGCCGGCUGUGGAGCAGCUGGGUGAGGCUCUCAGAGAUGCAGAUGAGGACGUGAGACAGGCUGCUGCUCGUUCACUGGGGCAGCUGGGCCCUUCAGCUGCGCCGGCUGUGGAGCAGCUGGGUGAGGCUCUCAGCGAUGCACUUUGGCAAGUGAGACAGGCUGCUGCUGAAGCACUGGGGCAGCUGGGCCCAUCAGCUGCGCCGGCUGUGGAGCAGCUAGGUGAGGCUCUCAGAGAUGCAGAUGCGGACGUGAGACAGGCUGCUGCUCGUUCACUGGGGCAGCUGGGCCCAUCAGCUGCGCCGGCUGUGGAGCAGCUGGGUAAGGCUCUCAGCGAUACACGUGUGAAGGUGAGACAGGCUGCUGCUGAAGCACUGGGGCAGCUGGGCCCAUCAGCUGCGCCGGCUGUGGAGCAGCUGGGUAAGGCUCUCAUCGAUGCAGAUGUGUACGUGGUGGCCGCUACCGCAGGUGCCUUGACCGCCCUUUGCAAGGCAGGCGUUGCACGCUUUGAUCUUCAUGCAAACCAGCUGUGCGAAGUGGUCGUGCGCCUUUCAUCAGAUUUAUUAGUGUGCUUCGGCUCUGCGAAGCUCAGGCAGAGUAUCCUGCUUCUGCUUGAUGGCCUGGCAGAGCUGGAUCAUGCUCGUGCCCUCCCGUGCUUGAUGCAGGUGGCCGCAGCUGAUCUUCCUCACCCGCAGCUUCGCGACCAUGCCUUGAAUCUUGUGUUGCGUCUCCUGCAGUCCCAUGACAAGCCGGCGCUUGCCACCAAGGCCAGCGAAGUGUUCCAGUCCACGUGUGCUGUUUUAUCCUGUGGGCAAGCCGUCGCGGCUCAGGACUCACAGGUGCACAGGCAAAGGCUAACGCACGCAGAUCUCAGCUGCUUGACUGAGGCUGUCUGUCGCUUCCAAGACAUAACGCGACCGCGCCACCCGGCUGCCUUCGACAUCUCCAGUGAGUCGACACGCCAAGCAUUGCGAGCCUUUGGGAUGGAGCUCAUCCUCGAAGCCGAGCGCGAGCGUUGGGAGGGUUGCAUGGACACGUGGCCCGGCCACGCUGCAGCGAUGCUGGAGUCGCGGCCGCGACGGCCACGUCACCUCAACCUUGUGGCACUUCGUGCAGUGGCACGGAGAGCCGCAGCCUUACAGCUAUUUUGUUCAGGCAAGGCGAGGCUGCCUAGGCAUUUGCCGUACGUGCUGCCCGUGCUGCGGCCGGGUUGGCUGUUGGUGGACAUGUUUUCAGGCCUGGUGCAUGCGUUUGUUUGCUUUGCCUUCGGCUUCUGGCCCUGCCUUAUCUCUUUGGUCCUGGCCAUAGCAGAGGAGCCAUAUGCCACCUGGUCGCCAGCCGACCAUUUGUCCAGCCUGCACCUCACCCGAUUCACCGAACUCCCAAGGCAGCUCAUGGCGGCCGAGCCGCUGGGCUGGAUCCUCUUCCCCUCGUGCUGUGCUUCCUCUUUGCUGCUCCUCUGCAGCUGUCUGCACUCCUACUUUGUUGCGUCCCUUCCCUGCACCUUCCUGCACCUCCAGGCAGAUGCCGCCGCGCGGUCCGCAGCCCGCGCCCUCCACGCCUCUGCCGUCACGCGCCUCUUGGCGGCUCAGAUGCUGAGCCACAUCUUGCCUUGGUUGUGCUGUGCCGUCUCGGUGGCUGCGGCCGCCGCAUAUGCCACCUUGGUCCUUGUGUGGGUUUUAGUUGGCCUGCUGGUUGAUGCUCAGCGCAUGGUGCCGCUCGUCGCCUCAAUCUUCAGCUUUGCCGCGCUCAUCACCAGACGUGCCCGGUUCUUUCUGCAGCUGCGGAAGCAGGUGAUCAUUGAGCUGCAUGAGCUCGCCGGCAAGGUGCUGCUCCGCAUCGUCGGCGCUGCCAUCGCUGCACUCGCCCUCAGAUCAGAGCACGAGCAGAGCCUGGAGCGACUCAAAGGUGGCCAAGGCACCGACACAGACCUCUUCUUUGCUCUUGCGCAGCCUGGGGACGGGGAAGGACCUGUCGUCAGCACAGCUCGGGCACGACUGGUAUACCGGGUGCUCCUCCCCAAAGAGCGGCAGAACCUCAUGUUGCAAAAGCUUGCAGGGUCCGAGCAGGUGCCGUCCGUACUCGAUCUCCCAACUUUCCUUGCCUUCCAAGAAGCGAUGAGAGCGGAAGCGAUCCACCGGCUGAUCCGGAAGCUGGGCCUCGACAGCCUGUCGAUCUGGCGCACACUGAAGCGCCUGAGCAUUGUGGGGCUCCUCCUCUUCGCCCUUCUUUUCGUGGUGCUCACAGCAUUCCCAAUCUCCCAGGACCCUAUAGGCCUGGCCGUCUCUGGCCUGCUCCCUGUGGCGUUGGGCUUGCUGCUGAACGGAUCGCUUCCUUCCACGAAGCUGCAGGACCUCGCGCAACAGCUCGAGGAGCAGUGCAACGACUGGCAGGAGAUGGGAGUAGACUUCUUGCGCCAGUCGCAGGUCGCCUUGAAGCAGAGGCUGCAGAGCCUAAUGGGCCUAAUGGCUGAAUUCGACAGUACUGGUAGCGGCUUCCUGGAGUCUUGCAGCACUUGGCUGCAGCAGUUAGACUUCCUGACCAUCGCCUGCCUGAUCGAAGAGCUGGGCAGCGCCGAGCAGCUCCUGGAGUCCCUGGAGCAGCCUGCUCUUCUCCUGACGAAACUCGCCAAUCUCCAACUCCAAGAGGCCCUCCCGACUUCUGUCACCAACGGCCUCUGGCACCUCUGCGUUGACCGCGGCCUUGUUCUGCUGAGCAGCACGUUGCCUCUGCCCGACUCCGUCCCGCACGCACUGAAGGCCCUCCGCAUGACGCCCCGUCUCGCCCAUCUUUUGCAGGAUGCCGCCCACGCUGCAUACUCGGGUGGGGGCGGGCCGAACUGCCAGCUCCUGCGCUUGCUCUGCCGGCUCCUUCGUGGACUCCUCUCUGAGCUGCCCCACGAGGCCCUGCAAGAUCUUUGGCGCCACCUCUGCCAAUCGGCUUGUGCUUUGGGUGCCGACCUCGGCGUCGGGCCAUCGCUGCUCCACGCCUGCCAGGACCCGGACUUUGAAGGCGUGGAAACCUGCCUAGCAGCAGGUCUCGAGCGCUUCGAGGAAGAAUUGGAUCUCGACUGCAUCGACUCGCAGAGCUUGCAGAAGUCACUGGAGGCCAGCCUCCGCCAACUCACUUUGCAAAUCCUUGCAGAGGCCCUCCGCAAGGUCGCCCGAGACCUGUGCCCAGAGGCAGCGGCUUCCCCGCAGUUCGGGGAGUUCCUGGAUGAGGUGAUAAGCUCACCAGACGUGCUUGAUCUUCUGAGGGAUCCCGAGCGGUACCUCCGCAGCAUCGCAGCCGGCGCAGGCAACCUGAGCCUUCAAUGGGUGCUCCUGCGACAGAAGCCAGUCUUGGAGCAGGCGCUGGGACGCCCCGUGAGCGACCAGCACAUGACGAUGCUCGUCCACGUUGUUGGCUCCCAGCUCUUCACAAAGGAAGGCCAGCAGGGAGGUGCCGGAGGAGGAAGAGGAGGCCUCCGGCACCUCUGCGAGCUCCUCCGAAGUCCGGCGAGCUUGGUGCCGCAUCUGCUCGAACUCUCUCUGCAAGAAGCCAGCCUCCUCGAGCCUUUCUGGAGUUGGGCCCGGGAAGUGGCGCUGGACUUUGUCAGGUGCACUGGGCUUCAGGGCGCAGUCCCGUUGCUGGAAUCCUUGGACCUGCCCCGGCUUCUCCGCGCAACAAAGAAAGUCUUCAUCCUGCCCAACAGUGAGAGUCGCAGGUGCAACAGCCUGGAGAUGUGCCGGCUGCUGGCACAAGCCGCCCUCCUUGCUGCCACGGAGUCAGGGCUCAUCGACUUGGAGAUGGUCCUCAACGACCUCAUGGCCCUGGCGCUCGCGGAGCUCGGCGCCGGGCUCGACGUCCAAGUCAGAGGCGCCGCUUUGGAAGCCUGCCGCAGCGUCGCCCGUGACUUUCUCGCACAUUUCGAGGGCAAACCGCCGGUGGAGUUGAUACGCGAUCCACGCAGCUGCCUGGCAAAGCUCUUCAGCAUCGUUGCCGCACACGAGGAGAACCUGCCCGAGCCUUACGUGGAAAGUUGUGACUUCCUGGUACGGUCUUGCACGGUCUGCCUUCAGAUGAGGUCCCGCCUCGAACCUCUUUGGCAGUGCCUGGUCCGCGUCCUCGAUGCUUCGCUGGACGGCGAGCCCGCGCCAUUCCUGAUGAAGGUCCGCCAAGGUCUGGGCAGCGUCCAGCUCCAGGACAUGCUGCCCCUCCCCGAAGUCACCUGCCUGGACCAUGUGCUCCUUCACGUUCUGAAGUGGCUCCUCUUCAGCAUGGAGCAUGAGCUGCAGGACUCGUUCCAGCUAGAUCUGGAAGGUUUGCUCGGCUCUGACCCCAAGAUUGCGGUGCAGGACCUCAUCCAACCACUCACCUUGGAGCAGCUCAGGACCUUCUGCUGCAACCCGAAGCAAGUGCAGCAAGCCCUCCAAGCAUUUGCGGAAGAGAACGUGGGCCUGGCCCUGACCCUGGCCAUCUCCAACCUCUCCUGGAAUCUCGAGGGACUGGAACUGGACCCAAAAGCUCCGGUGUCCCCGGCUCAAGUCCUCCGACUUCGUGGCCUACUCACAGCCUCCCCUCAGCUGCUCAUCACGCUGAAGGAGCACUUGGCUGAUCCCGCCCACUUCUUCCCAAACUUGCUGCUCUUGCUCCUGAACAUCACCGAUGCGGAGGUGCCGCGGACCCUCGCGGCAGCAUUCCGCAAGUCCCUGCUUGUCAUAAGCUUUGCUCUUGAGUGCGCACUGAGGCAGGGGUUGGAGCCAUUCUUUGACAAGGCAAAGCAAGCAUUGAUCCGGAUCUUUGAGCAGGUGAUCGGUGGCUUCGUGGGCGAAUGUGGCGAAGCCAGACAGCUCCACGACGCCGCAGUGGCAAAGCUGUCAGCGAUGAAGCUCCUUGACUUCCUGCACGUCGCAAAGCGGCUGCGAUCAUUCAGCGACAUGGAGGAGGUGAUCUUGAAGACCGCGCUGAUCAGCGUGGAGGAGGUGCUGCAGGCCGAGCUCUUGAAGUCGAUCGACUUCCCCGCCAGCGCCGCCAUCUGCCACGACCUUGACAUCCCUUCCAUGCUGGAUUCCCUGACGUCGAAGAACCUGAAGGACUUUUUCCUGGAUCCCCGCACAGCCUUCGGAAAACUGCAGGAGCAGUUGCAAGACCCUGGGGCCCUCAUGCUGUCCCUGCUGCAGAACCUCACGGAAGCCAAAGUGUGUGCAAGGUCGGAGCUCGAACCCUUCUGGGCUGAGGCAAAAGGCGCGUUCCUCAAGGUGAUGCCAAUGGGCACAGCAUCCAACUUGCUCCAAAGCACGGAAACUCUCCGGCUAGAAGACUUCCACCGCGCCCUCAAGCAGGUGGAAGCAGCCGCCUCUGGCACGUCCAGCGGCUCUGCGCUCGUCUUGAAAACCGUCCUCUUCAUCAUGCAAAAAGAGCUGUCACUUCCAAACGAGCUGGUCGACGUCGACGUGCCUUCGGUUCUGGAUUGUUUGAGCCUUGCUGAUCUGAAGCGCGCCUGUCACGAUCCGGGCGCAGUAUUCCAGAGGCUGGCCCAGGAACACCAGGACGUCGCGCUGACCUUGGCAGUCUCCAAGCUCUCCAUGCAAGCUUCCAUGGAGGAGUUUCUGCCUGAAGGCCUGCGCGGACAUGGCCUGGAGGCCAAGAACCUGAUCGCGUUAGUGCGGGCCCUGCAUGCCGGACAGCAGCUGCACUUGGGGACACCGGACAGGACCCUCAAAAUGCUUAAGGGCCACUUGGCAGACCCGGCAGCCCUCGUGUUGUCGCUGCUUCGGAACCUCACCACCGCUCAGGCGUCCCUCUUGGAGCCCGUCUGGGCAGCUGCAGUGGCCCAGCUUGCAUUGCCAGAGAUCGGCCUCGGCAUGGAGAUCGAUCUUCGGGCGGAGCUACAGAAGAGCAGCCUGGAGAGGUUCCUGCCGUAUUUGCGGGAGUUGCUUGCAGCAUCACCCCAGAAGCCGGACUUCCUGCUGCUCUUGCUGAAGGCUGCAGUGCUUGGGAUGAAAGCUCUCUUUGCAGAGCGCUUCGGCCAGAAGGCAGAUGCUUGCAUCGAAUGCCUGAUCCAGCAAGCCAGCGUAGCGGACCUGAAACAGGUCCUCAAGGAUUUUCAGAGGGAGCCGAAAGCCACCUUGGAACGCUUCGCAGCCAGCCAUGGGGAUGUGGCCAUCAUCCUGGCCGUCUCCGCGUGUCCGGGCCUGCAGCAGUUGCUGUCUCAGUGCGACCUCACCGAGCAGAGCCUCCGCGCCAUCGUCAAGGCCCUGAUCUCCUGCGCCUCGGCGUUCUCGCCUGUGUCCUCGUCCGUGUUCUCGAGCGUGUCCUCGCGAGAGCUCGCGCAGCUGCUGUGCGACCCCUGGACGCUGCUGCUCUCAGUGCUCUGGUCUGCGCUGGAGCCACUGUGGCGAUGGCUGCGCGGCCAGUUCUCCCGUGCCCUGCGCACGCGUCCUGCCUUCGUGGAAGGCAGCCUCACAGCAAAGGUCGUAGAGGCCUUGGAGGUGAGCACGCUGGAAAGCCUGUUGCCUUCCUUGCAAUCUGUGGCGCGCUGGGAGCACGACCCGGUGCAGGGCUUCGAGGUGGCUGUGAAGGCUCAGCUGCUCUGCCUCCUGGCGGAAGCCAUGGCGGAGCCCAUGAAGCCAGGGGGAUGGACUGCAGCUGUCGGAGCUGUCGAGCAACUGCAACUGAUCCUGGCGUCCCUGAAGGUGGAGGACCUGGAGGAGAAGCUCUUCGUUCUCUGGACCAAGCCAGACAAAGCUGUGCUAAAGGACCUCGCCCAAAGAAGCGCCGAGGAGCUCCACAGAUUUGAGGCAGGCGACCUCUCUGUGGCGACGCGAGCUGCUGCGGGAUGUCAGGAGGUUGCGUCCCUCAGCCGCUUCUUUUCGAUGGCCAGUUUCCUGAAGGCGGAAUUCCCCCCCAAGGAUAGCCAACUUGGCGAGCUCCUGGCAAAACCGCACACCUGGCUGAUUCCGUUGCUCAAUGUCAAAGACAUGUGUGAUGCGCAGAUGCAGCAGUUGCAAAUCGUAUGGCCUGCGAUGGUGGAGAGGCUGUUCGACACGGACCCGAAGCUGGAGCUGGAGUCAGCAUCGAAGGAGCACCUGCAGAAGAUCUCUCUGACCAGUCUCCGGCCAAUGUUGCAGCAGUUUGGGGAGCUACCUCUGGAGCUUCCGAAGCUCCGAGAGCUGCUCUUGAAGGGCAGUCUUCUUUGCUUGGAACAGGAGGGCGCCUUCCACGGUGAGCUAAGUGCGCUGGGUGUCCAUGUCCCCUUAGCCCCGCUGCUGGAGCUUGCGAGCAGCGAGCAGCUGGAGAGCCUCUUUCGAACGCCCGCGACGACGCUGAAGGAGGUCUCCGGGGAGGUGGGGCAGUUCCCGCUCAGCGAGGUCCUGUUGUCUGCACGGCGGAGCUCCGUGAGGAGAACGCUCGGGGUCCAGGGCCUUGGCGACGCCUACGUGGACGUGAUGCUCCGCGUGCUCUACGACCGCGACCACGCUCCGCGCGGAGCUCGGUGCCCGGAGCCGGCGGAGGUGCUCUUCCGGAUUCUGACGCUGCUCCCGAACCACCUGCAGGCGAACGGGCUGCGGGGCAUCUCCAAUGUGUACAUGGAGCAGCUGAAACAGCUGAACCUGGUCGACGCCGGCCCAGUGCUCCAGGCCUUCUUCCAUUCGCGUCCAGAGGUCGCAGAGGUCGAGGCCCUGCAGCCCCUUUUGGCGUGCUUGCUGGUGAAAUGCCAAGAGCAGAUCCGGAAGGCUGCAAGCAAGCAAGGCUUCCAGUCCAAGUUGGAUUUGGAGGCGUUGGUGCCUUUGGCCAGCCAAGACGAGUUGCAGCUGUUCAUGAAGGAGCCUCCCGAGAAGGUCAAGGCCUUUGAGGUGUUUGCGGAACUCCGCAAGGCUAAGGAAGCCAACGAAGCCAACGAGGCCAGCGAGGACAGCAAGUACAGCAAGUACAGGCCUCUCCUCACCUUCUUGGAGCAGUCGCACCUGAUGAUCGGGGACUUGUUUGCGCUUCUCCUCCUGAUGAAAAGCACAAGUGGCUGCAACGGCUCAGACAAAGUCGCCCAAUGGGUAAACAAUCCAACAACCUUCGCUGAAGAUCUCGAGGCCAACAAGGACCUCGCGAUCCUCGUGCGGCUGCGCAAGAAGAUGGCCGCCUUGAAGGUUGCUUGGGAGGACAUGUUGGCUGUGAUCCGCGUUGGACAACCAGACCCUUCGGACGUCGAUGGCUGGCUUCGGCUGCUGAGCAUCGAGGAAGGCUACGGAGCCUCGCAGGCGGCCAAGCUGCUGGCGAUCUCGAAGCGGCGCCGGGAGCUGCAACCUGUGCUCGCCGCGGAGCGCCUCCGCUGGCUUCACCUCCGAGAUGGCCUCGCGAAGCGCAAGGACAUUGCACCCGAGGUAAUCCGACAUGCCAAGCCCCUCGAGCUGCUGCGGCAGUGGCAGCGGGUGCAGAACGAAAUGGGACGACAUGGCAAGCCUGGCAUGCAUGAAGGUGCAGAAGCAGCGAUGUAUCCUCCAAUCCCUGGUCGGCGGAAACUUGCAGAGCAGCCUGGGCAGCCCGCUCCAACUGAGACCACGCCGGACGCAGUUCCUCCAAAUGCUGACCGGCAGCCCGCUCCAGUUGAGACCACGCCGGACGCAGUUCCUCCAAAUGCUGACCGGCAGCACGUUUUGAUUGAGACCACGCCGGACGCAGUUCCUCCAAAUGCUGACCGGCAGCCCGCUCCAGUUGAGACCACGCCGGGCGCAGUUUCUCCAAAUGCUGACCGGCAGCCCGCUCCAGUUGAGACCACGCCGGACGCAGUUCCUCCAAAUGCUGACCGGCAGCCCGCUCCAGUUGAGACCACGUCGGAUGACGCUUGGCUGCAAGAUUGGGACAAGUUGCGUGUUGCCUGUGUCGCGGGGCGUUUCUUGCAUUGCUGGGAACAGGCAGUUCCUCCAAUUGCUGACCGGCAGCCCGCUCCAGUUGAGACCACGCCGGACGACGCUUGGCUGCAAGAUUGGGACAAGUUGCGUGUUGCCUGUGUCGCGGGGCGUUUCUUGCAUUGCUGGGAACAGGCAGUUCCUCCAAUUGCUGACCGGCAGCCCGCUCCAGUUGAGACCACGCCGGACGACGCUUGGCUGCAAGAUUGGGACAAGUUGCGUGUUGCCUGUGUCGCGGGGCGUUUCUUGCAUUGCUGGGAACAGGCAGUUCCUCCAAUUGCUGACCGGCAGCCCGCUCCAGUUGAGACCACGCCGGACGACGCUUGGCUGCAAGAUUGGGACAAGUUGCGUGUUGCCUGUGUCGCGGGGCGUUUCUUGCAUUGCUGGGAACAGGCAGUUCCUCCAAUUGCUGACCGGCAGCCCGCUCCAGUUGAGACCACGCCGGACGACGCUUGGCUGCAAGAUUGGGACAAGUUGCGUGUUGCCUGUGUCGCGGGGCGUUUCUUGCAUUGCUGGGAACAGGCAGUUCCUCCAAAUGCUGACCGGCAGCCCGCUCCAGUUGAGACCACGCCGGGCGACGCUUGGCUGCAAGAUUGGCACAAGUUGCGUGUUGCCUGUGUCGCGGGGCGUUUCUUGCAUUGCUGGGAAAAGGCAGUUCCUCCAAAUGCUGACCGGCAGCCCGCUCUAGUUGAGACCACGCCGGACGACGCUUGGCUGCAAGAUUGGGACAAGUUGCAUGUUGCCUGUGUGAUGCUUUCCGAUGCUGAAGCCCUGGCGGCCCAGCCCAUCCUGGCUGCCGCGAAGAGAGCUCUCGAAGAGAGGUUUCCCGUGCAGGCCCAUGGCCAAGACCUGGAAGCAGCUCUGCGGCUCCUGAAUGUGCGAGAGUUGGAGGAGCUGGCCAACAGCUCGCAGCCCGACGCGCUCCUUUGGCUGCUCCUGGGGAGGGCCCUGAGGUUGUCGCCAGGCGCUGGCCGGAGCCAUCAAAGUCAACUCCUCGCUGACCCAGAUCAACUGGAAUGGGGCGGCUUCGGGUCUGCCGGGACCGAGGCAGGCUCGGGGCUCCCAGGGUUUCUCUCCAAGGCUAUCGCGGAGCUUUUGCUGAGUCUAACUGCGAAUUGA
This is a messenger RNA of Symbiodinium natans, 14127 nucleotides long. The record is from the annotation of a GenBank genome assembly. Lineage: Eukaryota; Dinophyceae; Suessiales; Symbiodiniaceae.